Molecule: messenger RNA, 2730 nt
Organism: Symbiodinium sp. CCMP2592
Lineage: Eukaryota; Dinophyceae; Suessiales; Symbiodiniaceae
Source: the annotation of a GenBank genome assembly
AUGGCAAAUGCUGAGACUCUCAGCUUCCAGGACCUCCUGUUAAAACUGGCAGCUGCCCACGAUCGAGAGGUUGCAAAUGCCAAGGAAGGGCAAGAGGAGGAAAAGUCGAAGCUCCAGAGAAAAAUCGAGGAGCUUCGGCAAGCAGCUGGCUCCGCAAAGAACGAGGUCAGAAAAGAAAACUCAGAGUUAUCCGAAGCUGAAGACAUCGACACCGGGCUGGUUCACGUGAAAUCGGCAUCCAAAGGAUCCGGUGGAGUGGUGAAGCAGCCCCGAAUGAGUCAGAGCUCGUUGGCUUCUGGGGGGUCGCCGAUGCGGCUGUCUUUGCGGAACUUUUCAGAGCAGGAUGGCGAGGUGGGCACCACACCAAGCCCUAGGGCGUCUGGAUCGGGCAUGCUAUUCGGGAUGGUGCCGUCAAGCCCAAGUGCGCCCAGAGCAUCCAGUUCUAGCAGAAAGGUGGCACCUGCCCCUGCUGCUGGACAGGCUGCAUCAAGGGGUCGCAGGAACAGUGCGAUGCUGGUUCCCGGAGUUCCGGCACCGAAAACUCCCGACCCGAAAAAACCCUCUUUCGGAGCCCCUUCAUUGGGUGCUCAAACCCCGCCAUUCACCCCACGGUCCUCCAACGGAGCUCAGCAGAGCCCCCAGCAGAGCAGAGCGCGAAGAGGCGCUACCGUCGGCCUGGGUGGGUUCACCGGUGAGGAAGUUAAGCUGCUGCCCGUCUGGAGCAAGUCCACUCAGGGACUGGCUGCCCGGGUCAACGUUAGAUCUGCAAACGCUGGCAUGAAGGAUGCGGAGGGAAACCCGAUUCCUGGCGAUUGCACCAGCCCAGAAAAGAAGGGAACGAGCAGUUGCAGACGAUGUAUGCGAUAUACGCAUGCACUUCUCUCAAGCUUUGUCUCGGACCCGAGCUCUCCACGACGGAUUACGUGGGAAGUAUUUGGGCUAUUGCUCAUCAUUUAUGACCUGAUCUGGCUGCCCAUGCAAGUCUUCGACCCAACAGAUUCACAAUUCACCGUGGCGACCGGCGUGUUGUCCUCCAUUUACUGGACCUUUGACAUCCCGCUGUCAUUCCUGGUUGGCUUUGCUAUCCAAGACCAAGGCGUUAUUGAGAAGGAUUUGCAGAAGAUCGCAUGGAACUACUGCACGGGCUGGCUGUCGCUAGAUCUUGCUAUCGUGACGAUUGACUGGGUGAUCAACUUUCUGGACUGGACGAGCAGCUCCUCGGUCAGUGCUGGAGAAGGUAUUUCCUUCUUCCGAAUCGGAAAGGCGGUUCGUUUCCUGCGCUUGCUUCGCCUGCUGCGCCUCCUGAGAGCGCAUGGACGAUUGAAUGAGCUGCUGGAGCACGUGCAGUCUGAGGUCUCCGUGAUUUUUAUCAGUGUUGCGCGAUUGAUAGCCUUUAUCAUGCUGCUGAACCAUAUGGUUGCCUGUGCUUGGUUUUGGAUCGGGCAACUGAACAGACCGGAUACGUGGCUCCUUCAAGCAGAUUCAGAUAUUCUCGUGGCACCCAUGGCCUACCAGUAUUUUACGGCAUUGCACUGGUCACUGACGCAGUUCACUCCAGCUUCGAUGGAGGUCGUUCCCAAAAAUGAGAUCGAGCGUCUCUUCAAUGUCGUAGUCAUCAUCUCAGCCAUGGUCAUAUUCUCCACAUUCAUCUCCGCCAUCACCAAUGCCAUGAACCAGCUGCGAAAUUUGAACAGCGUGAGCGGAAUGAGCAAGCAGCUCUUCUUCGUCGCUACAUGCAGCAGUCUCUGCACCAGUGAAAGCUCGGGUGUGGCGGUCACACUGCUCCGCUUAAUGCCGCUAAGUCUGCGGCAUGAUCUGAGCCAGGAAAUUUACUCCGCACAAUUUCAACAUCCAUUUUUCGUUGUGUGUGAAACGUGCUUCUUAGAUCAAACGCGCAAGAUCUACAGCACUGCGCUGACCGAGAAAUACCUUAGCACUACGCAAGAGCUGAUCACUCGGGGAGAGAACGCUACGCACAUGCAUUUCUUGAAUAGUCGCGUGCCGGAGUCACUGCUGGAGUAUUAUGAAGCCAAUGCCCAAGAGCCCACACUCAAACUGACUGCCGGUGCCUGGCUGUGCGAGGCGGCCCUCUGGGUGAAGUGGACGCACAAGGGCACGGCGAAGACCAACGAGAGCUCCGGAUGCGAAGUCAUCUCCGUAGACGCAGGAGUUUUUCAGAGCAUUCUCAAGGAUGAUGCGCCAGUGCGAGAGUAUGCCAAGAUGUUCCGCGACUACUUUGCGCAGCAUCCGGACUCCCUUUCAGAUGUUUGGCCACAGAUGCCGCAGAACGAGGAGGAAGGGGCGGAAGAGGCAGCAAGACAAGCCUUGUUCUCCUGGGCCGUGACAGCGUUGGGGCAGGCCCACGGCGCCUGCAAAUUCGAACGUAUUCAGCACAUCGCAGAAUCGCUGACUGAUCUUGAUGUUGCUCUGAAGGCUGAAGGAGUCGUCGACAGUAAGAUCGAACUUGCUGAAGAUUCGUCGAACUUUGCCAGAUUUGUGGCGGAGAGCAGAAGAAGAAGCACCGGCAAAAUUGACAUGUUGAAGCAUGGGCAAAACGGGAGUGACUUUUCGGCGUGGGGGAGUGACCCGUCGGGGCUGCAGACAAACCAACUCCUUGCUCUGCAGCAGAUUUCCUACGAGGGACCGCUGGCUUCUCCAGAAGAGGGUGAUGAAGACAGCAGCAGCAGCAGCAGCAGCGGAAGCGGCUUAACCGACAGUGACCCCUCUUAG